AUGCGGGAUUACGUCAUCGAUCUGCUGGUCCGGAACUCUAAACCCAGACGGGCACAGCCGAGAACAGCACUCCUCCCACCCAGCCAGUCCCAGCCAGAGAACACCAAUAUCCCACAAAAACACCACCACCUCAACGAAAGCUGUCGCCACAAACCAUGGAUCGCAAUUUCCGAGUCGGUCCCGACUACUCGAUUAUCGAUGUUGUCGGCGAGGGUGCCUACGGCGUCGUAUGGUAAAAUUCUUCUUUAUCGGAAACGCCGGGUUCCUCAUCGGACCCAAGACCUAUCUGACGACCAUUGUCAGUACUUUAUUUACCAAACCCUCCGAGGCCUGAAAGCUCUUCAUUCUGCCGCCGUACUCCAUCGAGAUCUGAAGCCGUCAAACUUGCUACUCAACUCGAAUUGUGAUUUGAAAAUUUGCGAUUUUGGAUUGGCGCGUUCGGCGUUUAUGGGCGAACAAGAAGCAACGGGCUUCAUGACCGAAUAUGUGGCCACGCGAUGGUACCGAGCGCCGGAAAUCAUGCUCACGUUUAAAGAAUACACCAAGGCAAUCGAUGUCUGGAGCGUCGGAUGCAUCUUGGCAGAAAUGUUGAAUGGAAAGCCCUUGUUUCCUGGCAGAGACUACCAUCACCAAUUGACCCUAAUCCUGGAUAUCCUCGGGACGCCCUCACUGGAUGAUUUCUAUGCGAUCAGUUCGCAUCGGUCACGAGACUACAUCCGCGCGCUGCCGUUUAAGAAGAAGAAACCGUUUGCGCAACUGUACCCCAAUGCAUCCGCACUAGCAAUCGACUUGCUCGAGAAAUGCUUGACGUUCAAUCCGAAGAAGCGCAUCACGUGUGAAGAAGCGCUCCGUCAUCCCUAUCUCGCCAGUUACCAUGACCCCGACGACGAGCCUGAUUCCCCCCCGCUCGACCCUAGCUUCUUCCAUUUCGAUAACGGGAAGGAACAGUUGAGCAGAGAACAGUUGAAGGAAUUGAUCUUCAAUGAAAUCAUGACUUGA
This is a messenger RNA of Puccinia triticina, 999 nucleotides long. RefSeq lists its product as uncharacterized. NCBI's taxonomy places the organism in Eukaryota, Fungi, Basidiomycota, Pucciniomycetes, Pucciniales, Pucciniaceae. Gene Ontology annotation, molecular function: protein serine/threonine kinase activity; ATP binding. Bases 1 to 999 code for a protein of 332 amino acids. The transcript is spliced from 7 exons. Gene Ontology annotation, cellular component: nucleus; cytoplasm. The record is from RefSeq and is a predicted model, not a curated record. Gene Ontology annotation, biological process: protein phosphorylation; intracellular signal transduction.